AUUGGUAUUCACUCGUUGAUGCCAAGACUUCCUCAACGAACGCCCCCUGACUUGGGAAAAACCACCUUAAAUUUCUUGCUAAGGAGUCGUUCAUCAUCCAUUUAGACAUGGCCUUGAGCUUAUCAUGCUGCACCUCACUCUACAUCCAUAACCAAGUGAGAUUGAGUAAUCAUGUCAACAUCAAAAACAACCUUAAAAUUGUCAAAAACCUCGUACACUCAGCUGGUGUUCCUUCAAUUGCAAUACCACCUCAAGAAUCCCUUCAAAAGGGCAACUGGGUCAAGCUCAUUUGUGGCGCCAGCUUUGAGGAUGUUGUUGACAUAAGGAAUCUGUCUUUAGUUUAUACUCUUGCUGGAGUUGAUUGUAUUGAUUGUGCCGCGGAUGCGUCCGUUGUGAGUGCGGUUAAUGAAGGAAUUGAAGCAGCAAUGAACAUAGUACCGAUUCGCCGGCCAUGGGUUAUGAUUAGUGUUAAUGAUGAUGAAGACCUCCAUUUUCGGAAAGCUGCCUUUGAUCCAUUGGAUUGUCCACUUGAUUGCUCAAGACCAUGCGAGGCAGUUUGUCCUGCCAAUGCUAUUGUAUUAAACAAAGGGGAUUCCUUGGAGGGAGGAGUGAUUAAUGAGCGGUGCUAUGGGUGUGGACGUUGCCUUCCUGUAUGCCCAUACGAUAAAAUAAAUGCAGUUACGUACUUGAGAGAUGCUGUUACUACCGCUCAACUAGUCAGAAGAAAUGAUGUUGAUGCUAUUGAAAUCCACACAAAUGGAAGGCAGACUGAUUCCUUUGAAGAAUUCUGGAGUGGAAUGGGAGAUUCUGUUAGCAACCUCAGAUUAGUGGCAAUAAGCGUACCAGAUGUGGGUAAAGCAACGACAACUGUAAUGAACACGAUGUUCUCAAUCAUGAGACCAAAUCUAAGUUGUUACAAUCUGUGGCAGUUAGAUGGACGCCCAAUGAGCGGAGACAUUGGACGAGGGGCCACCAGGGAAGUACUUGCCUUUGCUGUUCAUUUGGCAGCUACAGAGGAUAGACCCCCUGGAUUUCUUCAAUUGGCUGGUGGCACAAAUGCUCAGACAGUAAAAGGGUUGAAGGAACACGGACUUUUUCAAACCAGGAGGAACCCGGACGAUGGGAUCUUGACCGGAGAAAUAUCUAAUUCAUGCAAUUCUUUAAUCGGCGGUAUAGCAUAUGGUGGCUAUGCUAGGAAGAUUGUUGGAAGGAUAUUGAGAUCCAUGCAAUCACAGCAUGGACUUGCUUAUAUUGAGGAUUGUCCCGCGUAUCUAAGUGAGGCACUUAGAGAAGCCCUUGCUCUGGUUGGAUCAGUUAAAUGCUAUGUUCACCCUGGCAUCCAUCAGGAAUAAUCAAGUUCAUCAAGCUGCUAUUGUCACCUUUGCUUUGGUUUAAGCGUGGGAAACUAUGAUCCUUGGAAUUGGAUAUGAGUAAUCAGACUAAGGUAUGGUAUCAGAAUCUGAGAUGGGAAAUUUUUAUCUCGAAGGUACUAAAAUGAAUCUUUGUUAUACAUGUUGGUAACUCAUUUCUCCUCGAAAAUACUAACAGGAUGAACAAAAGUUUUCUGCAGGAUUGACUGUGUCUUGAGACUUUUUUUCUUUCUGGGUUGUAUCUUUUGUAUGAGAAUAUUGAUUAUCUGCAGUUGGAUUAUGUAAUCAGAUCAUAGUUUAGAAUAAACUUGAAAUUGAAGUGGCUAA
This is a messenger RNA of Spinacia oleracea (spinach), 1697 nucleotides long. RefSeq lists its product as uncharacterized. Bases 108 to 1352 code for a protein of 414 amino acids. The transcript has 14 exons. The record is from RefSeq and is a predicted model, not a curated record. NCBI's taxonomy places the organism in Eukaryota, Viridiplantae, Streptophyta, Magnoliopsida, Caryophyllales, Amaranthaceae.